UGCAUUCCUGUCAAGUCAUCUUGUGAAAGGCUGCCUGCUUCCAGCUUGGCUUGGAUGUGCAACCUUAAUAAAACUCACUGAGGUCUGGGAGAAAAUAGCAGAUCUGCGGCAGAUAGCACAGAGGAAAGGCUCUAGAAUAUGUACACGCAGCUGACUCAGGCGGGCUCCACGCUGAACGGUUACACAGAGAGGAAACAAUAAAUCUCAGCUACUAUGCAAUAAAUAUCUCCAGUUUUACCGAAGGAAACUAUCAUUACAGUGAAAUAAAAAAAAUAACAUUUUGGAACAAAGCUAACAAAUGGCUAGUUUUCUAUGAUUCUUCUUCAAACGCUUUCUUUGAGGGGGGACAAAGCCAAGGAAACAAGCAGUUUUACCUGAAAUAAAGAAGUAGUUUAAAGGUCAGAAGGAAGGAGCAGGGUUUGCGAGAGGCACGGAAGGAGAGCGCGGGCAGGACAAUGACAGUUUUCCUCUCCUUUGCCUGCCUCGCUGCCAUUGUGACUCACGUAGGGUGCAGCAACCAGCGGCGGAGUCCCGAGAACGGUGGCAGAAGAUAUAACCGGAUUCAACAUGGGCAGUGUGCCUACACUUUCAUUCUUCCAGAACAGGACGGCAACUGUCGUGAGAGUACGACAGACCAGUACAGCACAAACGCCCUGCAGAGAGAUGCUCCGCACGUGGAACCGGAUUUCUCUUCCCAGAAACUUCAACAUCUGGAGCAUGUGAUGGAAAAUUAUACUCAGUGGCUGCAAAAAUGUCGGGGUAGAGCCAAGAGGCGGCGGAAAGGUGGAACAUUUAGAGGUACAAGGAUUAACCAGAAAGAAGCAGAGGAAGGAUGGAAGCUUCUUUCUGUUUUGAAAAGACCCCAGAGCCAACAUCAAGAUAUCACCAGCUUCCGUCACCUGCUGUGUCCAGACCCUCACUGUACGGUGUGUAACAGAGUGGCUGCCAAAGUCAGUCGACUGCUGUCACUGGGGUACCUGCUAGAUACUUCCUCUGUGCAUUAUGUGGCUUCCUCAGAUUCUGUGAUUAAGACCUCAUUCACUGUGACAUCUGGCCACUCAAAAACUCGUCCAAGAGGCCAAAAAUCAGCCUCUUUGCAUGUGCCAUCUCCACCUCCCCCUUCUACUGUCUCACUUAACCAUGGUGCUUCUUUACCUGGUUUGCUGUCCCCCGAACCACCAGCCGACUCAGUACCACCAGAGCCUAUUCCUCCCUUGGCUUCAAAACUCCCAGUGGAUCCUUUCCCACCCCAACCUAUUGCUAUUUGCCCUCCCACACCACAACAUACUCAGAGAUCAGAAAAUGAUCUCCAUCCAGAGUUUGCUCUGUCUGCAAUGAAUAGCCCUGAUGGGUUGUCAACUGAUACUCCAAGAGUCAGUGAAAUUGACCAUUCAAUGCCAGAAUCAUCCUGGCAGCAGGCCCAGGUCAAGGAUGCCAAAGACUUGUCCUCUUCCAACUUAGAACAAGACUCCCUUUGUUUUAGAAACAGCAAAGGCAAACCAGAGGAGCUGCAAAUGAAUCAGCAGCCUCCAUCGCCUAGGUCCUCUGACAAUCAGUUACAAGAAAAAUGUAUGCAAUACUUUUUCGGUCUUCCAUCUUUGCACAGUGAGUCCUUGUGCUCAAUUAUCCAUCAUUCAGAUGACUGCCCCUCAACUUUGGUCAUCUUUAAUGGCAUCUCCAAAGCUUCUACAUCUCAAGGAUCUUUAGGACUUUCCAAUUUCCAGCCUCUGAUCUUGCCUGAGAUCCAAUCUCAAUCCUCAACUAAAAUUUUCUCCCAAUCACAGUCACAACAUGCUACUCAGGCCCAGUCUCAGUCCAACCUUCAAUCUCCAAUCCCAAUGCUACCAACAUCUCCCGAUUUCCAGCUUAGGAUCUGUGGAGUGUGCUUCCAUAGACCCCAUAAUGAGGCACAGUGUCUCAUGCAAUCUGAACUUCAUCAACUAGAAUACAAUGUGCUACAGAAAGAACAGGAAUGUUUAGGGGGUUUACCCUCGAUGGUCCAAACAUCUCAGGAAUACUAUUGUCCUCCACCUCCCAACUUUUCAUUGGUGAGCCAGUCCUCCAAAAUCCAUGUUCCAAUCUCCAUCAUUCCUGGAGAUUACCCUCUGAGCAGUGAGCUUCGUAAGAAAUUUGAAUACCACCUUAGAAAGAGACUCAUUCAACACCGAUGGGGCCUACCCCGCAGGGUCCAUGAGUCUCUGACACUGGUGAAUCCUGAGAGAGAUGGUCCUGAAAUAUAUGCACCAAAGAGUUUUCAGAGACUCAAAUGGAUAUCUUUGUUGAAGGAACAGAGUAGCAAAAUUUAAGGAAUUCUGAAUCGAACCGACUUCCAAUCUCCCAUGAGACAAGCUCAGAAGAGUCUCAGUUAGAUAACGAUGAGAAGGGCCAUCAGAGACA
Lepus europaeus (European hare) is the source of this 2397-nucleotide messenger RNA. Its product is annotated as spermatogenesis-associated protein 31D3-like. The transcript is spliced from 4 exons. The record is from RefSeq and is a predicted model, not a curated record. Bases 456 to 2306 code for a protein of 616 amino acids. NCBI's taxonomy places the organism in Eukaryota, Metazoa, Chordata, Mammalia, Lagomorpha, Leporidae.